AUAAGUCAACCUCAGGAAACUCUUCUUUGACAUAUUGUGUACUACUUCUCUCGCAAGCUAAAUCCGACACCGGUAGCACUUGAUCAUGGCGUCCACCAUUGCUGUUCAAGAGAUCAGACUUGACACGACGUCUCACUCGUUGGACAGGUCUGAGACUCCAAGCCCCAUUGGACCACUCUAUGCAACCGGAUCCUCGUCGCCCUUGAAGGCUUCCACCACAUGGCUGCAGCUCAACAGUGCUGCGCCCAUCUACGUAAAGGUCCAGAAUGGUUCCACAGCUGCGGAAGAUGAGCCCUUCUCAGGAGCUAAGAAGCUUCGACACCUUCUCGAGAACACAGAUGAGCUCAUUGUCUGCCCGGGUGUCUACGACGGUCUUUCUGCGCGCACGGCCAUGGAGCUCGGCUUCAAGUCCCUUUACAUGACCGGAGCCGGAACAACUGCGUCUCGUCUUGGCCAGCCUGAUCUUGCCAUUGCGCAACUUCAUGACAUGAGAGAUAACGCCGAUAUGAUCGCCAACCUCGACCCCUUUGGCCCUCCUCUUAUUGCUGACAUGGACACGGGCUAUGGUGGACCUAUCAUGGUUGCCCGCACUGUCGAGCACUACAUUCGCUCUGGUGUUGCCGGAGCACAUCUCGAAGAUCAAAUUCUGACCAAGCGCUGCGGACAUCUCUCUGGCAAGAAAGUUGUGUCUCGCGAUGAGUACCUCGUCCGGAUCCGCGCGGCUGUCGCCACUAAACGUCGGCUGCGUUCCGACUUUGUGCUGAUCGCACGCACGGACGCACUGCAGUCUUUGGGUUACGAGGAAUGCAUCGAGCGGCUGCGAGCCGCGCGUGACGAGGGUGCCGAUGUCGGUCUCCUUGAGGGAUUCCGGAGCAAGGAGCAGGCGGCUGCUGCGGUCGCUGCACUGGCUCCGUGGCCGCUGCUGUUGAAUUCUGUGGAGAACGGCCACAGUCCCCUGAUCACUGUUGAGGAAGCCAAGGCGAUGGGGUUCCGCAUCAUGAUCUUCUCCUUCGCCACCUUGGCCCCUGCUUAUGCAGCCAUCCGUGAGACGCUGGUCAGGCUUAGGGACCAUGGUGUUGUAGGCACGCCUGAUGGAAUCACUCCUGUUCGUCUGUUCGAGGUCUGCGGAUUGCAAGACGCGAUGGAGGUCGACAAUGGCGCAGGUGGCAAGGCAUUUUCGGAGGGUGUCUAAUGUCAACCGUAUUUCCACUUUUGUAUACGCUCCUUGCCAUUCCUGGUUUCCCUUUCUGUCAAUUAGUCUGAAAACAUUUUACAUAGUAUCAUUCAAUUUGCUUGCCUCGCCAUCCAGCUUUC
Cryphonectria parasitica EP155 is the source of this 1314-nucleotide messenger RNA. RefSeq names its product putative carboxyphosphonoenolpyruvate phosphonomutase. Bases 86 to 1192 code for a protein of 368 amino acids. Gene Ontology annotation, molecular function: catalytic activity. The transcript is spliced from 3 exons. NCBI's taxonomy places the organism in Eukaryota, Fungi, Ascomycota, Sordariomycetes, Diaporthales, Cryphonectriaceae. The record is from RefSeq and is a predicted model, not a curated record.